Molecule: messenger RNA, 928 nt
Organism: Neodiprion fabricii
Lineage: Eukaryota; Metazoa; Arthropoda; Insecta; Hymenoptera; Diprionidae
Gene: Coa7
Product: cytochrome c oxidase assembly factor 7 homolog
Exons: 3
Coding region: 115-822 (235 amino acids)
Cellular component (GO): mitochondrial intermembrane space
Molecular function (GO): protein binding
Source: RefSeq, a predicted model, not a curated record
AAUCUCGUUUGCCGACGGCGCUCAAGGUUCGAUUGUCUCCAAUUUUCUCUCGCGAAUCUUUCUCGUUCUAAUGUCGUCUUUUUAAUUCAUAUUGCGGAUUUAUCGUGACAGGGCAUGGCUGGCUACAACUUGAAGAGCCCUGAAGAGGUGAAAGAGUAUCUUAAAAACCUUCACAUCGAAUACAAAUUCGGAUGUCUCAACGAGAAAAACCCGGAAACAUGUCACCUCCUUGGAGAUUACGAAGAGAGUAUAAGUAAGGAUUAUGAAAAAUCGGCCAAAAUCUACAAGGAAAAUUGUGACGAGAGAAACUUUGCCCACAGUUGCCGAAAGUUUGGAGGUUAUGCACUAAUCGGCAAAGGUCUGGAUGCGGAAUCACCUACAGAGUCUUACAAGUAUCUGAAAAAAGGAUGCGAUGUUGGAGACAUGAUGUCCUGUGCGCAUGCAGGAAUUGUGGCAACGUCCUCGUUUAAAAUUGGAGAGAAAGAAGUUCCCAUAGAUUUUCCAACGGGGCUUGAUUUACUUCACAAAACUUGCCACGAGCACAAGUUGGAAAAAGCUUGCUACUACCUGUCAGGACUCUAUCUUGGCGGGGUUCCGGAUUACUUGGAAAAGAACAUGAAGGAAGCUUACAAGGCUUCGAUGAAAGCUUGCGAGCUUGGAAACGCAUAUGCCUGCGCCAACUUGUCACAAAUGCAUGCACGUGGCGACGGAGUUCAGAAAAAUUCUGAACUUGCCGAAGCCUUCAAGCAACGAGCACUCUCGAUUCAAAGGGCCUUGCAAGAGACCAAACAUAUACCAUUUCAGCAGGGUAUGGGAAGCUAACGUGACUGCCAGUACGUUUGAUAAAUUGUUGAGACUUAUUUCGUUGACAUUUAUGUACAUUUAUUUGUUUUCAAUUAUAGCAAUAAAUUAAUUGUUUUUAGUUUAA